Solea senegalensis (Senegalese sole) is the source of this 1822-nucleotide messenger RNA. It is a transcript of the gene fancf, whose product is annotated as FA complementation group F. The record is from RefSeq and is a predicted model, not a curated record. Gene Ontology annotation, cellular component: Fanconi anaemia nuclear complex. Bases 105 to 1106 code for a protein of 333 amino acids. NCBI's taxonomy places the organism in Eukaryota, Metazoa, Chordata, Actinopteri, Pleuronectiformes, Soleidae. The transcript is spliced from 2 exons. Gene Ontology annotation, biological process: interstrand cross-link repair.
CGGCGUUGACAGACGGCGGGAGGAGACUGGAGAGAGACGGAGGGAGGCCACAAACACACAAACAUGCCUGUCCUGAGACUGAACCCUGAGGCAGAGAGUGGCACAUGGAUACACUGCUGAAAAACUUGGCCAGCUCAGUGGAGCUGCUGGCGGUGGUGGCACAGAGUGAUGUGGUGGAGCAGUGGGAUGAACAAACUCUGACCAGAGCUUUUCAAUGGGCCCGGUACUGCGAACAUCUCUUCUCCAGGUUUGACAAUAACCCUGUGAUAAGAGGGAUGAUGGAGAAACAGCUGCAGCUCACAAAUGAAAAUCUGCUAUCUGCCCUCUCUGGAUACACUGAGUUGUCCUUCUCUGACCUUUCCCAGUGCCAGCACCUGCUGCUCUUUGGGCUUUUGAACAACCCUAAACUGCCUGGCUCCCUCAUGAAGACACUAUUUGACUGCAAGAGUUCUGCGGACCUGGAGGUGACUGGCCUUUGCAGUCGGAUCAUUCAGUCUAAAUCAGCAUGCAAAAUCCUACGUCCUCUCACAGACUCCUCGGCUGUUAGUGCUGAUGCAGAGGUGCAGGGAGUGGUUCUGAUCGAGAGGCUGGGCGCUUUGAUGAGCCAAGGCAGUAACAUGUGCAGGACAGAGCAUUUUUUAGACUGUGUACUCCAAGGAUGUGAAGAAUCACCACAACAUUUUUGUGGAGUCAUCGCUGUAGCUCUGCUGACAAGAAAAAACUCAGCUCCCCAGGAUAUUCUCGUAGACUGGCUGCUGAAAAAACACAGCAUUCUGAAACUCAUGGUCACAGCACUGCCUCCUGCAGUUAUUACGGACCUGGCCAAAAAACAUCUGAAGUUUAGAGAUGCAUACUGUGAUGUACUGAAAGAGUGGGCUUCUGGUAUGGAGUACAGCCUCAGUGAGGGUGAAUGGCUUCAGACCUGUGCAAACCCCAUGGUGUCCUAUCAGAAACUGACUGAGCACUUUCUGGCCUUGUUUGAGGCUUGUCCUUCUCUGAGGGAUGAUGUGGAAAAACAGUUUGAUGCUCUGAAGGUCUCUGAUGGAGACUUUGAUGUCAGAGGUUUGAGUGUGUGGGGAGAUCUUCUAUCAGCAUUAAACAAGUGACUGUCAAAAGUUUUUUUAUAGACCUAUAAUGUGUUUAUUUGUAUAUUGAUGCAUUGUUUGUAGAGGUGUGCAUAUUAAACCUAAGUGUGUCCAUCAAACUGAUUAUUGAAAGCUGUUGUAGUUUCAUAGUUUCAAAGUAUAAACUUGAUAACAAAAACAAACUUCAGACAUUCAUAACACACAUUUAAAAUGAUACUUAUUGUUUUGUGGUGUUAAGUACACAUGAAAAACACACAAACCUGGACACAGACUCAACAAACAAAAGCAUGAGUUGCAUAGUAUGCACUGUGUACAUUUACUGUAGGAAAAGCAAUAAAACCUUAAAUGUACUCACUUUGCUUUCAUUCUAGUUUUAAUACUUCUGUGGUAGUUUAGCUGUGUUCCUUGUUAAAAUCAAAGUCAUUCCUUCUGAGUAAGUACAAUUUGAUAUUUGUUUGGACAGAUGGUUAUAUCACAUGCUGCUUAGAAAUCAACAGAAGCGCAUGACCUAACUGAAUUAAAUUCAAGUAAUUGUCAGGCAGUGAAUAGUUUACUCUUAAUAAAUUGCACCCUGGGGAGUUACGGCUACAUUUAUCAUUAUAAAUGUAUAUAAGGUAUAGAUCUGUUGUUUUUAAAGUCCUGAUUGUUACAGUGGGCAAACCUAUGGAGAGAGACAUGUUUAAUUGAAUAGCUAAAUGAACAACUGUCUAUAAAAUGGCAAUAAAGCAGCAAGGACA